This is a messenger RNA of Vavraia culicis subsp. floridensis, 1047 nucleotides long. RefSeq lists its product as uncharacterized. Gene Ontology annotation, molecular function: protein binding. The transcript has a single exon. Lineage: Eukaryota; Fungi; Microsporidia; Pleistophoridae. The record is from RefSeq and is a predicted model, not a curated record. The coding region runs from base 1 to 1047 and encodes 348 amino acids.
AUGUCCAAAGACGAUGUGUUUCAAGUGAUCAGUCUCAUCUCCAAGACAACAAAUGCCCCACUGAUCCUUCAUCUGCCAUUGAAUACCACCAAGAAUCAUUUGCAGUCCAUUUUGAACGAUCAUUUCAACACCCGCAAAUUUUACAAGUUCUAUUCGGAAAAGUCUUUCAACGAGUUAAGAGAUGUACACAAGGAUGAGAGCAGGCUGGAGAUCUUUUACGAGGAGGUUAGUGUGUUUAGCGUGGAUGAUGAUGUACUGAGAGCAAGAGAUGGUUAUCUGCUCUGCAGGAAUGGCUUUUACCGUGGGUUUAACAAAAUAUCGGACCUGCAGAAAAGAGAUUUUUCAGUGGAUGGGAAUCGAGUAGCAUUCUUGGCAGGGCUAGACUGCAUUGAGGUGUAUGACAUGGACAAGCGCUUAGAUCCGCACCGCGAUAGCGCCACUAAAAACCGUGCUGAUGAUCAGCAUGCACCGUCAGAAAGUGCCGCUGGGCUAGCCGGUAACAAGGACUUUGCUUUAGAUCGUACGUAUAAAUUUAGCGAGGCUAUCGCAGCAUUUCUGCUGCGGAACAACAUCAUGCUCGUUGCCUGCACCGAUGGAAGUGUACACGUGAUCGACAGCCAAAAGCAUCUGUUGGCACGUCUUGCAGCCGCAGUAGCAAACGUGGAGUACCACGAUGCCAUCUUUCAUUUAAUUUCCAGGAAUGGCACGUAUUUGCGCUACCAAUACGAUGAAAACGACGUACAAGCAAAUUUAACGACAAUUUACCACGACAGACCGGUCACAGCCUUUGCUGCUGCUCCCUUGUUCGUGGUGGCCACGACAAAUAAGCUGCUUGUAGGAGAUGAUGAGAUUCAGCUCGGCAUUCGCUACGUAAAAGAUGUAAAGACGUACUUAGACAGGAUUUACGUGUGUGGGCAGCACCGUUUGAUUGUGCUUGAGCAGCUGAAAGUGGUGAAUAGCUUUCAAUACGAAAACGAAAUAGUGGGUGUUACCAUGGUUGGUGGAAAGGUGUACCUCAUAGAGGGAAACCGUGUGCAUGAGCUGUGA